Messenger RNA from Penicillium maclennaniae, 1014 nucleotides. RefSeq names its product tRNA (guanine46-N7)-methyltransferase (gene trm8). Gene Ontology annotation, molecular function: tRNA (guanine(46)-N7)-methyltransferase activity. Gene Ontology annotation, cellular component: tRNA methyltransferase complex. Gene Ontology annotation, biological process: tRNA methylation; RNA (guanine-N7)-methylation. NCBI's taxonomy places the organism in Eukaryota, Fungi, Ascomycota, Eurotiomycetes, Eurotiales, Aspergillaceae. Bases 1 to 1014 code for a protein of 337 amino acids. The transcript has 3 exons. The record is from RefSeq and is a predicted model, not a curated record.
AUGACUACACCUCCACCGGUCAAGCGCCAGAAGCGCGAAGAAUAUCGCCGUGAGCUGGCCGCGCAACAGGCCUCUGGUCACGGCGACGUCGAGGUCAAGCUGCCUCAGAAGAAAUUCUUCCGCCAGCGCGCGCAUGCGAAUCCGUUCUCCGACCACCAACUUGAAUACCCUCUGAGCCCAGCGCACAUGGAUUGGUCCGCACAUUACCCAGCCUUUGUGGAAGCCGAUCCUUCCAAGACAAAUCUCGCCGGUGCGCGCAAAUUGACGAAAGAUGUCGAGAUUGUCGACAUUGGAUGUGGAUUCGGAGGGUUGCUCAUCGGUCUGGCACCAUUGUUACCCGAGACCUUGAUGGUCGGAAUGGAAAUUCGCAUCUCAGUGCUUGAAUACGUCACCUCUCGAAUCCAGGCCCUGCGCACACAACAACACAGACUGAAGGCCGCCGCCGCCUCGCAAAACCCAGAGGCAGCUACCGCCGAGGUGAAAAAAGCCGCCGAGGAAACAAAUGCGGGAGCACAACAGACCGACGACGCCGGUACCAUGACCUCCAUCAUUCCCGGCAACUACGAGAACGUGGCUGGAAUCCGAAGCAACACGAUGAAGUUCCUCACCAACUUCUUCGGCCACCAUCAGCUCUCUAAGAUCUUUAUCUGUUUCCCCGAUCCCCAUUUCAAGGCGCGCAAGCAUAAGGCGCGUAUUGUUUCCGAGUCUCUGAAUGCCGAAUACGCUUACGUCUUGCGACCUGGUGGCUUGUUGUACACCAUUACAGACGUGGAAGAGUACCACUACUGGGUAUUGCGGCACUUCCAGUACGGGACCGAUGAGGACGGGGAGGCUGAGCAGAAGGUUGGAGGGAUCAAGGAUCUCUGGGAACGGGUCUCGGAUGAGGAGUUGGAAGCUGAUCCUUGCAUGCAAGUGAUGAAGUUCGAGACGGAGGAGUCCAAGAAGGUUACCCGUAACGGUGGUAACAAGUAUGUCGCGGUAUUCAGACGCAAGCCUGACCCCGAGUGGGUUUGA